GCGGCCAUUUAAGAUAUGAAAGCCAUGGAGGAUGAUGAUUCUGAUCCUUUGUUAGAGGAUGAAACAAUUGAAAGCAAAGAUGAGGAAGUUAAGGAGGGUCUUGUUCGUCCAGCAGCUUUUAACGUAGAAUUUCCAGAGAAAAUCCCUCUGGAAAAUGCAGCUGGAUAUCAUGGAAUCACAUCUUCAAAAGAGACUGACAACACAAUGGUGUUUGCUUCCAAGCGUUCUUCCGUUGCCUCGGCCACCAAAUGGCUCGGCUUCGUCACGGCCGUCUGGGUGCAAUGCAUUUCCGGCAACAACUACACCUUCUCCAACUACUCCGACGCCCUCAAAACCCUCAUGAACCUCACCCAACUCGAGCUCAACAGCCUCUCUGUCGCCAAAGACGUCGGCAAAGCCUUCGGCCUCCUCGCCGGCAUCGCCUCUGACAAGCUCCCCACCUGGCUCAUCCUCCUCAUCGGCUCCGUCGAGGGCCUCGUCGGUUACGGCGCCCAAUGGCUCGUCGUCAGCGAAAGAAUCAAACCCCUCUCUUACUGGCAGAUGUGUAUUUUUCUGUGCAUGGGAGGCAACAGCACGACGUGGAUGAACACGGCGAUUCUGGUGACGUGCAUCAGAAACUUCAGGCGAAACCGGGGACCCGUUUCGGGGAUUUUGAAAGGUUAUGUGGGUCUGAGCACCGCCAUUUUCACUGACAUCUGCGCGGCUCUGUUUAACAAUGACCCUGCUAGCUUUCUCCUCAUGCUCUCCAUAGCCCCCUUCGCCGUUUGCUUGACCGCCAUGGUCUUCCUACGCGAGGUUCCUCCUUCGUCUUCCUCCUCCGAAGACCACCAGGAGUCGAAGUACUUCUGGGUCUUCAAUGGCGUCGCCUUCUUCGUCGCUCUCUACCUCCUCGCCUACGACUUCGUCCCGGACCCUUCGGAGCUCUUCUCUCACAUCUUCACCGUCAUCCUCCUGAUCCUCCUGGCCGCGCCGCUGUUGAUUCCAGCCUACGCGUUCUUCAACGCGUGGGCUUCGAAGUCUGAUCGGGUCGUGUCGGAGUCGGGUGCGGAUACUGAGACUCUAGCGGCGGAGCCGCUUCUGAGUCAGGUGGCGGCGGACGACGCGCAACAGAAGGCAGAGGCGGCGGGUGGUGACGUGGUGGCGGUGGUGAGGAGGAGGCCGGUAAUUGGAGAGGACCACACGAUUUUGGAGGCGAUGACGACUUUGGAUUUCUGGGUGUUGUUUGUGUCGUUUUUGUGUGGGGUGGGGACGGGGUUGGCGGUUAUGAACAAUAUGGGGCAGAUUGGGUUGGCACUUGGAUACGCCGACGUUUCGAUCUUUGUGUCGCUCACCAGUAUUUGGGGGUUUUUCGGCCGGAUCGUGUCGGGUAUGGUUUCGGAGUACUUCAUCAGGAAAGCUGGAACUCCAAGACCCCUUUGGAAUGCUGCUUCUCAGAUUCUAAUGGCCGUUGGCUACAUCCUCAUGGCCAUUGCCAUGCCCGGUUCGCUCUACAUUGGUUCGAUCGUCGUUGGAAUAUGCUAUGGAAUUCGGCUUGCCAUUACAGUCCCAACUGCAUCCGAGCUAUUUGGUCUCAAAUACUAUGGACUCAUCUAUAACAUUCUGAUCCUCAAUCUUCCACUCGGCUCCUUCCUCUUCUCCGGCCUGCUUGCCGGGAUAUUAUACGAUAUGCAGGCCACAACCACGUCCGAAGGCGGCAACACCUGUGUUGGUGCCCAUUGUUACAGGCUUGUGUUUAUAAUCAUGGCCAUUGCCUGUGUUAUUGGGUUUGUUUUGGACAUUUUAUUGUCCAUUAGAACUAAGAGUCUUUACAAGAAGAUUCAAGCUGGCAAGAAAUCAAAGAGAGUGGCUAAUGGCACACAAUAGUCAACCUAAGGUUGGACUAGGGAGGCCAAGAAAUCUGAGGAUUGAUGGGCUUAAAAUUUUGCCCAGUGAUGUCCUCCAUUUGGAAUUAAGCUUCUUUUAUCAAUUUUUUAUGAGUGCAUUAUGUUGCUUAUCAUCCAUAAGAUCACACUUGGAAGGAAGGAAAAAAAAAAUAAAAAAUUAACAUCACUACAAAAAUGAUGUGGGUAAGUUGUUUGAUGGGUACCCCUAAUCCGGCCCAUUAUGAGAUUUGUAUUGAUUAAUUCUCGGUGGAAUUGGUGUGUAAUUUUUUUGGUAAUUUGGAUUAGUGUGUGUAAUUAUUUUCUUAAUCGGUAGGCUAUAUUUAUUCAUCAAACAGUUCUUCUUUA
Messenger RNA from Prunus avium (sweet cherry), 2228 nucleotides. RefSeq names its product protein NUCLEAR FUSION DEFECTIVE 4-like. Gene Ontology annotation, cellular component: membrane. The record is from RefSeq and is a predicted model, not a curated record. Lineage: Eukaryota; Viridiplantae; Streptophyta; Magnoliopsida; Rosales; Rosaceae.